Musa acuminata AAA Group (dessert banana) is the source of this 1206-nucleotide messenger RNA. RefSeq names its product E3 ubiquitin ligase BIG BROTHER-related-like. The transcript is spliced from 7 exons. Bases 64 to 912 code for a protein of 282 amino acids. The record is from RefSeq and is a predicted model, not a curated record. Lineage: Eukaryota; Viridiplantae; Streptophyta; Magnoliopsida; Zingiberales; Musaceae.
CUCACGACACGCCUCUUAUUUAGUCUCUCUCCGCUCUCCCUUCGUUUCUUCGGCGGCGUCAUAAUGGCCGGAGGUAAACACGACACGGACGAAGGGAACCCUAACCCGAUUCCGACUCCUCCACCGCUCGCCGGGGACGCACCGCUAUCCGGGGAGGCGACGUCGCCACCGCUUCCGCCGCCUUCCGCCCGCAGGCCCUUCACCAGCCUCAGCCAGGUCGAUGCUGACCUAGCUCUUGCCCGCGCGCUUCAAGAACAGGAGAGGGCCUACGCAUUGCUGAGGAUGAACGGUGUCGACGGCAGUGAUUACGAGAGCUCCGACGCCGAUAGCUACGAUUAUGAGGAGGAGGAAGUCGAGGAGGGCGUGGGAGACGAGCCGGACCAUGUGAUCGAGGAGGACGCGGGGAACAUCGAGGGGAGCGAUUACGACCAUGAUGCUUUCGAUGCUAAUGAUCCUGAUGUUGACGAUGAGGCAUUCACAAUGGCGCUGCAGGAUUCUGAGGAGCAGGAGGUGGCUGUUCGGUUGAUGGCCCUCGCAGGAUUGAAUGAAUGGGUGUCAGAUGAUCAUGAUGAUUAUGGCGAUAACUCUCAAGAUGCCUGGCAAGAGGUUGAUCCAGAUGAAUACUCAUAUGAGGAACUAAUUGCACUAGGCGAGGUAGUUGGAACUGAAAAUAGAGGCCUUUCGGUUGACACAAUAUCCGCUUUGCCUUUAGUAAGUUACAAGGCAAACAAUGUCCAAGACAGCAAUGCUGAACAAUGUGUCAUAUGCCGGCUGGAGUAUGAGGAUGGUGAUUCCUUGAUGCUGCUUUCUUGCAAGCACAGAUAUCACUUUGAAUGCAUAAACAAGUGGCUACAAAUAAACAAGGUAUGUCCUGCCUGUAACGCCGAGGUAUCAACAUCAGAGAACAAGUAGAGAUCUACAUAACCUGAUGAAGAGACCAUCGUCUUCUGGAGAUGCUUUUAAGGAGAUUGCUUCUAUAGAAAAACACCGUAAAGAUGUCCCACCUAUCAAUGCAUCGCAGUUGGUGCGACUUCCAUAUAUGUUACAGUAUAAUGGAACCCGUUAUCAUCUUUAAUGUGGUAAAACCUUUUCCUUGUUUGAUGUUCUAAUCAACACACCACAAAAUUGUACGAUUAUUGUUAUCCAUAAUUGUACCUGGAAUUCUGAGUUCAGUGACCAUCAAACUCGAGAUGUGGAUGCCAGGUA